Fusarium tjaetaba is the source of this 3732-nucleotide messenger RNA. RefSeq names its product PEST phosphatase interacting. Gene Ontology annotation, molecular function: protein binding; phospholipid binding. NCBI's taxonomy places the organism in Eukaryota, Fungi, Ascomycota, Sordariomycetes, Hypocreales, Nectriaceae. Gene Ontology annotation, biological process: cytoskeleton organization. Gene Ontology annotation, cellular component: mitotic actomyosin contractile ring, proximal layer; cytoplasm; cell division site. The transcript has 5 exons. The coding region runs from base 1 to 3732 and encodes 1243 amino acids. The record is from RefSeq and is a predicted model, not a curated record.
AUGCCCGCAUCAACGGUUGAAACUCCAGCCGUUGCGCUGUCUUUCGCAAACAACUUUUGGGGCAAAGAAGAUGCUGGCGUGGCGCCGCUGCUGAGUCGCAUGACUGCGGCCAAGACUACAUGCGAUGAACUACGAGCAUUCUAUGGCGCUCGAGCGUCGAUUGAGGAGGAAUACUCCCGUAAAUUAUUGAACCUGAGUCGCAAAGCCUUAGGAUCGCAGGAGUCUGGCACAUUGAAGACAUCGUUGGAUACCGUCCGAGGCGAAGUCGAACAGAUGGCCAAGCAGCAUCAACUCAUUGGCGCAGAAAUGAAGUCAGAGCUUGAGGAACCACUCGCUGCCUUUGCUGGCGGAAUGAAGGAGCGACGAAAGAUUAUUCAGAACACCGUCGAAAAGCUAUUGAAGGUCAAGAUGCAACAGACACAACAAGUCAACAAGACACGAGACAAGUAUGAGCAAGAGUGUUUGAAGAUCAAGGGCUAUCUUGCUCAAGGCCACAUGGUAAUGGGCCAAGAAGAACGACGCAACAAAGCCAAACUCGAAAAGACACAGAUCAGCCUUGCAACUUCCAAUACAGAGUACGAAAAUGCAGUUAAAGCACUCGAAGACACGACAACAAGAUGGAACAGAGAGUGGAAGUCAGCCGCCGACAAAUUCCAAGAUUUGGAGGAAGAACGACUCGACUUCACCAAGAGUAGCCUGUGGACUUUUGCCAAUAUCGCCUCCACGGUUUGCGUUAGUGACGAUUCGUCCUGCGAGAAGAUCCGACUCUCAUUGGAGGUUAUGGAUGUGGAAAAGGACAUCAUCACUUUCAUUACAGAAAAGGGAACCGGACAGGAGAUCCCAGAUGCUCCCAAGUAUAUCAACUUCUGUCGUGGAGAUGUGACAGAUAACCAAUCUGAGACGUCAGAAGACGACAACUAUUCUGUCGCUCAAUUUCCUCGCAGCAUCAACCCUGCUUUCCGUUCGUCGUCUCCUCAACCUUCGACAUUCGAGUCGCAUCAUGAUCCAAAUUCUGCUCUGGCCAACGACCUGGCGCACAGAGAAGUCGCUUCAAGCAAACGUGAUCUUCCAAGCCAGAAGCCAGCAACGCUGCCCCCUGACGAGAUACUCCAAAUUGGCACUCAAAAGCCUCAACCUCAGCAGAUCCAGGCCCCUCCUCAACCGCGUCAACAGCAGAUACCACGCCCUUCUCAGAUGCAGCACCCCGCUCAGCUGCAAUAUGCCCCCCAGCAACAUCAGCAUCCCUCCCAGUUGCAGCACCACUCUCAGCUUCAGCACCCAUCGCAGCUGCAGCAUCACCCUCAGCAGCAGUACUCCCCUCAGCGUCAGCAACCAUCCCAGCAGGUCGCUCACCAUGCAGGACAUCACAUGCAACAGCAAAUGAGGCCCCUGGAAAUGAGACCCGCAGAUGGCAGAUCUGGAGAUAUGAGGCACUCGAACAUGCGACAUCCAGAUAUGCGACAGCACGAUCCAAGACCGUCUUUGGAGAUGCGCCACUCUGGGGAAGUUCGGCCUUCCAUGCAGUCUCGACCCAGUGCCGAUGCAAGGCAAUCAAUGGAUGCAAGAACAUCUCUGGAAGUAAGGCGACCAAUGGAGGAUCCGUAUCGCCGCCAACAACCUGCAGGUCAUGCAUCGUAUGAUGCCAACCAGCAUGGUGCUGUUGCAGCCGUGCCACACGACCCUUACCCCCUGGAUGGCAUGACGAUGCUAUGCAGGACUGGGCCCAGCCCCAUCUCGGACCAGAGUUCGCAGGUGACAUCUGCUCGGCCUUCGAGCAGAGACUCCCAUAGUGAUUAUUCAAACCCCAACUCGUUCUCUAGUGUGGAACCACCGAGCGGCAAAACUUCACCCGUCAAGCAGGAUCCUAUAAAACCGAACCCAGUGCCAACUCAACCGCCAGCACCAGUGUCGGCACCUGCGCCGGCACCUGCCCCUGCUCCGGCUCCAGUCACUGCUCCGGCUCCGGCGCCUGCACCAGCUGUCAGCAAUGGUCCAAGCCCAGUCAAAUUAGUUGCUAAGAAGAAGAGCGGUGGUUUCUUAAAGAACCACAGUCCAUUCAGACGUAAGAGCAACAAAGAUCUUCAGUCAUCAAACAGGAACACAUGGCACGCACCGAGCACUCAAACCUCGGGUAGUCCCGUUCGCCGACCACAGUUGCAAACACAAGAGUCCAGCAAUGUUGUCACCAAAGAACGUACUCAGAGUCCCGAGCCCAUCGAUGCCAAUGCCAGUCUGGCUCUGGGAGUGGGACAGAAUGUCUUCCCUGUAUCUACCCCUGACACAAAGAAGAAACCAGGAGCUGCCACUGAACAGACACCCGAGGAAACAGACCCAAUCGCUCUGGCCCUUGCGGAGCUGAAAGGUGUCACGUUAGGCAAGCAGUCAUCAAUGAGAAUGUCCGCUGAUCACUAUUCCGGGCUUGCCACUCCGGCGCCAGCAUCAGAAGCUGCUUCAAGACAAGCCUCAGCCUCUCGCACAGCCCCGACUCCUGUGAACCCGGAUGUUGCGGCGGCAAAGAGAGGAACACCGCCGCCAUCAUACCAAACCCCAGUUUCACGCCUGGGUGUCCCACCACCUGCAGUGACUUCUAGGGCAAUGAAGGAAGCGACCAAGAAGGCUACCACACAGACACGAAGCAUGUUUGAGAGUGGAGGCGGUUCACCAGGAGGAUUCAAUAGUACUGCUUCUAGGACCAACACUCGAGCAACCGAAACAAGGCGAUCUGAGCCAUCCCCAACUCAGAGUGUUCCACCAAGUGCUUCACGACCGGUUACUCGAACCACUAACCAUGGCAGGGGCGAGUCUGGUAGUUACAGCGCGUCCCCUGUGUCACGACAGCCAACUAGAGCCACCGAUAACGGACGCGGCGAGCCUGGAAGCUAUAGCUCAGCAUCCAUGCCUCGACCAGGCACUCGGGGCACUGACAUGGGUAGAGGGGAUACUGGCGGCUAUAGUACACCACCCGUGGCACGUUCGGGAACCAAAGCAAGCGAGAUGCCCCGAUCGGACACUCGCGGAAUCCCUAUUUCGCGACCAGGCACAAGGGGAAGUGACAUGUCUCGUGGCGGAUCUGGUAUUUACGGAUCAUCGCCUGGUUCCCGACCUGGCACCAGGGGCUCUGAUAUGCCCAGAGCAACUUCGCCAGCACCAGCUCGCAGCGUGUCUCCACAGCCACCUAUGAACGACAACAUGAGCUACAGAUCAGUAUCGCCCAACCCUUACGCUGCUAGCCAACGCUCCCCGUCUGUCAUGAGCUCACCACAGAAGCAUGGCUCUGCCCAGGGGUAUUAUCCCCAGUCACCUCAGCAGGCUGCUAGCCGCGGGCCUUCUCCUUCACCUUAUGCCCAGCAGAAUCGCCCCGGAAGCAGCUAUGCAGGUAGCGACAUGGCAAUUCAGCUCGCGCCGGUUGAUGAUCCCUAUGGUUCUCAGAGGAGUCGAGGCAGCCGCCCUGCUUCGAGGGCCAUGAGCUACUAUGACGAUGGUAGUACCCGUCAACGUAGCCAAAGCGUUGCUGAUCCGUCUCGGCUGUAUACGGGAGAUGGCAGAGCAAUUCUGCAUUAUGCACGCGCGUUGUACAUGUAUCAAGCAGCCAUUCCCGAGGAGUUGAGCUUUGGCAAGGGUGACUAUCUUGCGGUCCUCCGUCACCAAGACGAUGGAUGGUGGGAGGCUGAAGUCCACGGCGGAGACGGAAGCGUCGGGCUGGUCCCAAGCAAUUACCUUGCGGCGUGCUAA